Molecule: messenger RNA, 966 nt
Organism: Nanorana parkeri
Lineage: Eukaryota; Metazoa; Chordata; Amphibia; Anura; Dicroglossidae
Product: olfactory receptor 1361-like
Exons: 2
Coding region: 1-966 (321 amino acids)
Biological process (GO): G protein-coupled receptor signaling pathway
Cellular component (GO): membrane
Molecular function (GO): G protein-coupled receptor activity; olfactory receptor activity
Source: RefSeq, a predicted model, not a curated record
AUGGAGGUGACCAUCUGGGUGGAAGAGGACCUUCACUACAACCGUGCCGCUCUCUUCUCCACCAUUCUGGUAAUCUACGCACUCACAUGGACUACUAACUUACUUUUACUAAGUUCUAUUAAACUUUCUCCACAGUUGCACACACCCAUGUACUUUUUGUUAGGUAACCUGUCGGUAGUGGACAUCUCUUUCUCUACAGUGACGGUGCCCAAGCUUCUAUCCGGCAUUCUUCGUGGAGGAACCUCCAUCUCCUUCCUCGGCUGUUUCCUGCAGAUGUACUUCUUUGUGUUUCUGGGGGUGACUGAGAUUUUCCUUCUGUCAGUAAUGGCGUUUGAUCGUUAUUUGGCUGUUUGUAUCCCCUUACGCUACACCUCGUUAAUGAAUAAUAAGGUCGUGGUCAUCUUGUCAAGCAGUUGUUGGGUGGCAGCUUCUCUGCAUUCAUUAUUGCACACAUACGUUCUCUCACAAUUGACCUACUGUGAGGACAGACUUAUCCCCCACUUCUUCUGUGACAUGACCCCGCUCAUCAAGCUGUCCUGUUCCAGUACUAAAUCGGCUGAGCUCCUAAUAUACACAGAAGGUUCCAUAGCUAUAAUUAUUCCAUUCCUUUUCAUACUCAUCUCCUAUGUGCUCAUUGGAUGGGCUAUAGCAAAAAUGAAAACCAGUAGCAGCCGGAGCAAAGCUUUUUCUUCCUGUUCUUCUCAUCUCAUGGUCAUUUGUCUGUUCUAUGGCACCAUCAUUUUCAUAUACUUCCGUCCUCCCUCUGUUUACUCUUCACAGUAUGAUCGCAUUGUCAGCGUGGCUUACACCAUCAUCACACCUAUGCUGAAUGCUUUUAUUUACAGCCUAAGGAACCAAGAUGUGAAACAGGCUCUGAAGAAACCUUUCAAGGAAUGCUUUUCUGACAGAUGGACAAAGAACCUUUCUGCUCAUGGUCUGAGAGAUGAAUUUGAGAUGAAUUGGUGA